UGUACUGUGUGCAGGACACGAAGGACACCUCGGCGCUCCAGCGCAACUACAAUUUAAUGUACCCCGAAGUGAAGGAAAGUGUUCCUAUCGUCCUUGUCGUUACAGGCCUGGAAGACCAAGAACCGGAAAUGGAAGAGUGGUGGAGGAAUAAUGAGAAAUCCAUCUCAGACCUCGGGAUGAACUUUGCUGGCCACGCGUGUAUUACCGCUGUAACUGUUCAUGAAGGUGAUACAGAAGAGCUCAAGCAGCGCCGCGAACAGUCAUAUCACGCCGUCUGCAAACCUUAUCGAACAUUGUCGCCUGCAGAAUGGGAUUGAGGUCUCCGAGAUAACCAAUACUCCUCCCGCAAGGUA
This is a messenger RNA of Suillus subalutaceus, 353 nucleotides long. RefSeq lists its product as uncharacterized. The coding region runs from base 57 to 317 and encodes 86 amino acids. NCBI's taxonomy places the organism in Eukaryota, Fungi, Basidiomycota, Agaricomycetes, Boletales, Suillaceae. The record is from RefSeq and is a predicted model, not a curated record. The transcript has a single exon.